Messenger RNA from Dentiscutata erythropus, 569 nucleotides. NCBI's taxonomy places the organism in Eukaryota, Fungi, Glomeromycota, Glomeromycetes, Diversisporales, Gigasporaceae. The record is from the annotation of a GenBank genome assembly.
AUGUAUGAUUUAAGCGAAUGCGUCAUCUGCUGCAAUACAGAGAAUAGGGAUUUCCGUAAAAUAACUUCAAAUUGUACUCAUAAAGCAGUUGUUUGUACGGAAUGUGCUAAUAAACACAUUCAAAAACAACUUGAUGAAAAACAAGAACUGCAAAUUCCUUGUCCUACGUGUAAGAAAAUAAUGGAAAGGCACGAUAUUAAACAGAUUGCAACAGAAGAACUCUUUACAAUGUAUGAUUCUCUUGCCUACAAAAUUGCAAUACAAAAAAUCCCAGAAUUCAGAUGGUGUAAAGCCCCUUGCGGAGCCGGACAAAUUCAUAUAGGGAAAGAUAAAGCACCAGUUGUCGUCUGUGAAAACUGUGGCGAAAAGUCAUGUUAUGUUCACGAAGUUAUCUGGCACACGGGUAAAACUUGCAGAGCAUAUGAAAUGGACAAGAAACAAUUGGACUUUGCUACUGAUGAUUAUAUUUCACGAAAUGCAAAGAGAUGUCCUAAAUGUUCCAUACCUAUCGAAAAAAUUGAUGGAUGUAAUCAUAUGACUUGUAAAUGCUCGUAUCAAUUUUGUUGGCU